UUUGCAAUUCCCGCUAUGUUGUAAGAAAUUAUAUAUAAAAAAAACUGGUGAGAAAGGAGUUAAAACAUUUGAACAUGUCCAGCUGUCUACAGUCAUCGAAGUUUAGGAGAAGUGUUAAUAACUGAAGAUCUGGGAGAAAUGAAAGUGGGCUUGACUAUUGACUAAAUCAGGAAGACACUUGAAGGACACACACUUGAAGACUAAUCUACAAGCCAUAGUGUUUUAGACAUACUGACACUUCUUAAGAUUCAUCCGACUCAGAUUUAGAAUUUCACGUUCCACAAUCGUGGAACACAAUCACCUGACCCACUGCUCCUGAUUGAAUCUGAACAUCAAGCACCAUGGGAGACUGGGGUUUUCUCUCUACCUUACUGGACAAGGUGCAGUCCCACUCUACUGUUAUUGGCAAGAUCUGGAUGAGUGUCCUCUUCAUUUUCAGGAUCCUCGUUCUGGGUGCAGGAGUCGAGAAUGUGUGGGGAGAUGAGCAAUCUGAUUUAAUUUGCAACACCCAAACACCAGGUUGUGAGAAUGUCUGCUAUGACUGGAAGUUUCCUAUCUCCCAUGUCCGGUUUUGGGUCAUGCAGAUCAUCUUUGUGUCCACACCAACCCUGCUGUACCUGGGCCACGCUGUCUACGUCAUCCACCAGGAGAACAAGCUUAGAGAGCUGCGCAAGAAAAACCUGUCAGCCAUGACACCAAAAUACACAGAUGACACUGGCAAAGUUCGAAUCAAGGGCAGGCUAUUGUGUAGCUACUUGACUCAGCUGUUUUUUAAAAUCAUCCUGGAAACUGCUUUCAUUGUUGGCCAGUAUUUCCUGUAUGGUUUUAUAAUGUAUUCUGAAUUUCUAUGUAAUAGGAGUCCUUGCCCAAUGGUGACACAGUGCUUCAUGUCCAGACCCACAGAGAAGACCAUCUUCAUGAUAUUCAUGCUCGUAGUUUCAUGUGUUUCUCUGUCCUUGAAUGUGAUAGAAGUGUGCUAUUUACUUUGCUGUAGAGUAAAAAGACGGCAAAAAUAUAAUGGGUCGGUGCUCUACAGUACAGAUGCCAAUAUUCUAGCAUUAGGUGCAAUAAGUCAGGAAGCUGCAGAAAGCGUUAAGCAGAACAGCGUAAACAGGGACAUGGAAAAGCACUGGACACACAUGGGCCAUGGUACUGCUGAAAACAUGCAACUAUAAAACUACAUAAUUACACUCUAAACAAUUGCUGGGUUAAAAAUAACCCAGUUUGAAAACCAAGUCCAAUAAAAACUAAUGCACCAUAGUUUUUAUUUUAGUUUAUUAGGAAAACACUUUAGCAAGUUAACUGUAGCAUGAUGGGUUGUAUGUUUAAGCCAAAUUGUUGAUAAAAAAAUACACUGACCACAGGUUUUUUUUCUUUCUUUUUUUUAACUUCAAGCAGCACACUUACUGUACAACAAUACAUAACAUGAAAAAAAACCCACAUUAAACUAGGAUAAUAUAUACAUAACUAUAAUAAUGAUUAAACAUAAUCUAAACAUACAAAAUCAGCCAAAAAAUAGGUCAUUUUAUGAUAACUGUUAUUUAUGUAAGAAUUUAAUCUUUAACCUUUGAACACAAAUAUUAAUUCUUUUUAUUUAUUAACACAAUAUUUCCCAUAAACAUUACAGUACUUUUUAGUAGCAGUCUAAGAUCCAAUUCUGUUAAAUCAUUAAAAAAUUAUAUUGCUUAUUAUAAAUGAUAUUUACAGAAAAUAUAUUCAGUAACUUGAAGUAAAACACAUUAUAUUUAUUUCUUUUUUUCUUUUACUUUUUCUUGUUACAAGAUUUUAUCCAAGUAGCUACAGAUAUUGGGGUUGCCAAAUUGAAGUAACCAUUCAAACACAAAAUGCUCCCUAAAUUCAAACUAAACGUGCGAUAUACAGUAUGCAUCAAUAUAUAGGAUAUGUUCAUGAAGUGUAGAAUAAUGAACAAUAUCAAACUGAAAAAAAAAAAAAAAAACUUUCUACAUGUCAAUGGCAUCCAUAGGGGCAAGUAGGCUAAUUUAUGUAAACUCCUCAUAAAAAUGAAGGGGUCCACUAAAAAAAACAACAUAAAUCCAUUAUUAGGUUUUAGUACAAAAUACAAGAUGAGAAAAAGAGAAGAUGUGGUGUGUUUUUGCUUUCAGUCACCAUGGUGUUAAAAGGCACCUCGUUUUGUCUGCUUUGUUUUGGUUGAAUCACUGUGAUUUUUGUUUUUGUUUACAAAACACUAUAAGUCCAUUUAACAUGACAUGUACAAUAGAAUUUUGUCAAAAUGAAUCUGUUAUUGUAUUGUGACAAUGUAAAUUAAAAAAAAUUUAAAUUAACAUGUUAGUUGAGCUUUAGUAAAAAAAUAUAGCAAACUCCAGCAUUGAUUAGGUUUUUGGAGUGGCAUCAAAAUUGAACAAAAGAAAGUUUAUUGCACACAAACAUAAAAACAAUAACUAUAUCAUUUGUUCAGUUUACAAUGCAAAACUAAUUAUUAAAACUUUUCAUGCACACAAA
Messenger RNA from Clarias gariepinus (North African catfish), 2481 nucleotides. RefSeq names its product gap junction Cx32.2 protein-like. Gene Ontology annotation, cellular component: connexin complex. The transcript has 2 exons. NCBI's taxonomy places the organism in Eukaryota, Metazoa, Chordata, Actinopteri, Siluriformes, Clariidae. The record is from RefSeq and is a predicted model, not a curated record. Bases 342 to 1175 code for a protein of 277 amino acids. Gene Ontology annotation, biological process: cell communication.